Molecule: messenger RNA, 2348 nt
Organism: Sycon ciliatum
Lineage: Eukaryota; Metazoa; Porifera; Calcarea; Leucosolenida; Sycettidae
Exons: 2
Coding region: 167-2086 (639 amino acids)
Molecular function (GO): lyase activity
Source: RefSeq, a predicted model, not a curated record
GCAUUAUCGUUGUUUUCAGCUGAAACGCUAUUUGGCCUCGGAAUCUCGUAUUCCAAGCGUGUAGCGAGUCUCCCGUCUCGCUCCGGGAUUUCUCUGUUCUCAGUCACUUGUGGAAUCGUUUCACAGUAGGUAAACAGUAGCAGUUGAUCGGGUAGGAUUCAGCACAAUGAAUUGUGUAGCGAACAUUCUACUGAUGCUAGCCUUGUGGCAAGGAAGUGUUGCCAGUUUGAUGAGGCAAGGCAAUGAAAUGGGGUCAGUUGGCUACAUUGAACAUCUACUCUCUCUGAUCGAGGAAGGUGAAGGUCGUAGACUGGAGAAUGCUCUAGUUGCUCACCCACGGUUGAGAGUACUGGACAAGGACUUAGAUAGGAUAAGAGAGUAUAUCAAGACGGAUUUUGUUGCUCAGAUGUUCCACGAGAAGAUCGUGGAACACGGUGAGGAGAUCUUGAAGGCGCCACCGGUAGUUCGACCGCCCCCCGGUCCUUCAGGAAUUUUGACCACCGUUCGCGUGGCCUUGGACCGGGUGUACACGAUGGGUCUGCUCUAUCGCCUCUCUCAGCCCGCCAAUCAGACGUGGCUGCAGCGCGGCUGGAAAGAGCUGCAUGCUGCCGUGAACUUCAGUGACUGGAAUCCAUCACAUUUUCUGGACGUGGCUGAAAUGACGCAUACGGUGGCUAUCGGCUAUGACUGGUUUUACAAUGACCUGACCGAGGAGCAGGGAAGUCUCCUGGAACAGGCCCUGGAGGUGAAAGGAUUUCAGCCGGCUCUGAAAGGCUACAAAGACAAGGCAUUCUGGAGCGUGUAUCCUGAUAACUGGAACAAUGUCUGCAAUGGUGGCAUGAUAGUCGGCAUGCUAGCUGUUGCGGAUAGCAAGAACUGCCCAAGCGCACAGUCUGUAGGUCAACAUGCAUUGAAGGCCCUGCCCACAGCCAUGGAGUCCUACGGUCCCCUGGGCGCAUGGCCAGAGGGAGUUGGGUACUGGGCCUACGCCACACGUUACACUAUCUUUGCUAUCAGCUCGCUUGAGACAGCUACCGGCGGGGACAACGGUCUCAGCUCGUGGCCUGGUUUCAACUCAACAGCGCUAUUCGUUGUCCAUGCUACAGCCCCCUCACUCCAGUUCUUCAACUAUGCCGAUGCAGGACGCUAUACAAUAACCGAGGGACCCACGGACACUCCGAGUCUCUACCACCUAGCAACUAGAUUUAACAUCCCGGCUGCAGCAUAUCUUCAGCGCCUCAAGUUGCAAAGAUCUGGGGACGCAACCCCCGAGGAUCUGAUUGCUUACACACCUGCGGGAAGUUUUGAGGAUCUCGCAAAGCUGCCUCGAUGCAUGAUGUUUCCCCGACAAAAUGUAGCCAUUGCACGCUCAUCCUGGUCUGACUAUGGAGCAGCUUGGCUAGGCAUCAAGGCCGGCUUGACACACGAGGGUGAUCCACAUGGACAUUUGGAUGUCGGUAGCUUCGUCUAUGAAGCAACUGGACACCGCUGGGCUAUCGACCUCGGUGCAGACAGCUACGCUCUGCCCGAGUAUUUUGGAUCCAAGCGCUUCACCUACUACCGUCUCCGCAAUAUCGGUCACAACACGCUGACCUUUAACGAAGACAAUCAAGCAACUGAUGCUAACGCAUCGCUGACAGCAGCCAUAAACUGUCAUGGAACUAGUGACGUAGGCUACAUGUCCAUCGACACAAACCUCACCUCAGCUUACACACCUAGCAACAUAUCGUAUGUUUACCGCCAGUUUUCACUUGAUUACGUCACCAAAGAACUACAGAUCUAUGACCGCAUUGGCUAUGGAGAGAGCAAAGCCAGCACACUUACCUGGGCCUUGCAUACGUAUGCUAACAUCACCAUUCAAAAUCCCUCGACGACAGCACAGCUUAGCUAUGGACCAGACAGGUUGCAAGUUUCCAUUGUCAAUGGAUCAGAUCAUACCAUUUGUUCGGGCACAACGUUUUCCUAUGCUCCAAUUGACCUGGCACCUCCCCAGGAAUCAACCAAGGGUGUGAACAAGUUGGUGAUUCAGGCUCCAGCUGCAGACUGCAAAAUGCUCACUGUAUCGCUCAAACCUGUGCAAUUUUAACGUGCACACAUCCAAAUGGAGGGAUUUUACCCCACUUGAAAACAUCCUUUCGGCAAACGUCUGCUUAUGUUUCCGUCCAUACAUCUCUUUUAUCUCUCUCCUUCUCAACCCCCCCCCCCUCCCUCCUUCCCUCUCCGCAACCCAUCGUUUCAUUGCAUGACUGCCAAAGGCACAUGACAUUGCAAACAUUGAAGAAAGCCAUGGGAAGGGAUUGGUUGACGUUUCAAAAUCAUAAUCAAACGGAAGUAAACAUUCUUUUCGA